UAUGAAUUUUGUAAUAACACGGGUUUGCUCACAGAAAUCCAAUGUAAAUCGAGGAGACUUCAAAAGAACUUUAAGCAGAAUAAUUGAUUUUACUCUAACAUGAAAGUGGAAGAGGAAGGAGUAGACAACACAUUUCUAUCAUCCACCAGUAGAUCUGGAAAAGUGAUUCAGGAAAGCAUGGAACUAACUCAAGAGGAACAUCAGCUCAUUAAUAACAUUGUGGCUGCUCAUCAAAAAUAUACUAUUCCUUUAGAAGAAACAAAUUUGUUUCUGCAGGAACAUGCAAAUUCUGAACUGAACUUUUUGCGACUUUCAGAGACAGCAGUCCUACACAUAUGUGGGCUAAUGAAUUUUACCAAGAGGCUCCCAGGAUUUGAAAAUUUGACCAAUGAGGAUCAAACUGCACUACAGAAGGGAUCAAAAACUGAAGUGAUGUUUCUCCAUGGGGCCCAACUUUACAGUCAGAAAGAAUCAGACUCUGAAUGUAUUACUGAAGAAUUUAUUACCACACUGUUUUACUUCUACAGAAGAAUGAGCAAACCUGAUACUACUAAUACUGAAUAUACUCUGAUUGCAGCAACAAUUGUUUUCAGCAUUCUUCGACAACAGAAGCCUAAAGAACUUCCACUCCAAGGAAAUACAGAAUCCGGGAAGGAAUUGUUCCUAGCGAGAAGGGAAAUCUCGCGAGAUUCAGGUCCUGGGAGCCUGGCAAGCCCACGCAGCGACGGUUAUUUAGCCGUUGAACUGCCAGCCGCCCGGGGCCCACGCGCUCCGGGCCGCUCAGCCUGA
Messenger RNA from Mandrillus leucophaeus (drill), 789 nucleotides. RefSeq names its product bile acid receptor-like. Gene Ontology annotation, molecular function: RNA polymerase II cis-regulatory region sequence-specific DNA binding; nuclear receptor activity. The annotation marks the transcript as partial. Lineage: Eukaryota; Metazoa; Chordata; Mammalia; Primates; Cercopithecidae. The transcript is spliced from 6 exons. The record is from RefSeq and is a predicted model, not a curated record. Gene Ontology annotation, biological process: bile acid signaling pathway; negative regulation of transcription by RNA polymerase II; negative regulation of inflammatory response.